Pieris rapae (cabbage white) is the source of this 1852-nucleotide messenger RNA. Its product is annotated as organic cation transporter protein. The coding region runs from base 172 to 1800 and encodes 542 amino acids. Gene Ontology annotation, biological process: transmembrane transport. Gene Ontology annotation, cellular component: membrane. The transcript has 8 exons. NCBI's taxonomy places the organism in Eukaryota, Metazoa, Arthropoda, Insecta, Lepidoptera, Pieridae. The record is from RefSeq and is a predicted model, not a curated record. Gene Ontology annotation, molecular function: transmembrane transporter activity.
ACCCUCAUCUUAACUAAUCACAUUAUUUCUCAUAUUACUAAUAAAAAUAAAUUGUUAUCGAGUUAGUAAAUACUGUUAUCUUAAAGAAGACGUUUAAAAGAUUAAAUACUCGUUGUUAAAUACGAAACAUUGUGUAUUCUGAUGUUAUAAUUGCGUUAAGUGUAAAGGAAAAUGGAUAGUGCAUACGAUCAAGCGCUGUACGAAAUCGGAGAUGAGGGGAAAUUUCAAAAGAGUUUCGAUAUAAAGUAUAAUGUUUUAUUAAUCUUUUUUUGGAGUAUAGUUUAUAUGAAUAUUAUUAUGUCGUUAGCAAUAACUCCAUAUACAUGUAAAUAUCCCGAGAAACCACAAAACUACAGCGAUUUUGAUUGGAAAUUGAAACAUAUACCACACCAGACGAAUUUAAAGGGUGAAAUUAUAUUUGACAGUUGUAUAAUUUACACUGACCCAGAUUUAAGCAAUAAAACAACAGAAUGUGAUUCUUAUAUAUACGAUAAGACUUGGUACGGGACAACUAUACCAUCUGAAAAGAACUGGGUGUGUAAACAAGAAAUAAAUAUAGCUAAUAUUUUCGCAUACAGCAAAAUUGGCGAAGCGAUUGGAUCAAUAUUCUUCGGGUGGUUCGGUGAUGUCUAUGGACGUCGAGCUACUUACGUACUAUCACUUUCAUUGAUAGUUGUGGGCCGACUGGUAUCUUUGAUGGCUGGCUCGUCAUUUAUAAUAUUCGUAGCUGGAUGUAUUAUAGCUACUUUACCCUCAUGGUCUGUGCCUCAGACAGUUUCCGUUAUUUCCAUGGAAAUGUCAUCAUCUUCUCGAAGAUCUUAUACUACCUCACUAAGAUACACAGCAUUUAGUGUUGGAUUGGCAGUUAUGCCUUUUCUUUAUUGGUGGCUUCGAGAUUGGAAAACAUUCGUGAUCGUCACCACUGCUCCUUUGUUGCCAUGUAUUAUGUUUUCCUGGAAUAUACCAGAAUCAGCACGAUGGCUGUAUGUAGAAGGGAAGUCGAAGCAAUGCGUCAAAAUUUUAAAUAAAAUAGCUGAAGUGAAUAAUUCAAAACUAAAGCCUGAAACCGAAAAGGAGCUUUUAUCGGUUAAGAAACAAAAGUCCUCGAGUGGUUUUGGACCUUUGGCCUUAUUUACUGGAGCAAGAUUAGCAUUUAAUACAAUUUUAGUUCUUUUAUUAUGGGUUUUUGUAUCAAUAUGUUAUUCAGUAUUGAUUUUAAGCACGGGUGAAAAAUCAGAUUCCAAUCCGUUCAUCCAAUUUUCCAUUCAAGCUCUGGCCGAGAUCCCCUCAAAUUUUAUAGGAGCUUGGUUGUGUAACAAUAUUGGGAGACGACGUUCUGCUUCUGCUUCGUUCUUUGUAAUUGGAACUAUAUGGAUAAUUGUUGCUUUGAGAGAAAUGACAAGCAUUGCAUGGCUUCGCGCUUGGUGGAUUAGUUCGGCACUAAUUACUAUUGGAAGGCUAACUAUUGCCGUUUCCUUUUUCGCAAUCAACUUACUGAAUAUGGAAAUAUAUCCUACUUGUCUCAGACAAUCAGGACUCGCCUUGGGAAAUGUUUUAUCGAGCGUCGCUUCAGCUCUAGCGCCUUAUAUUUUGUAUUUAGGACGCCGGGUCGAUCCACGUUUACCUGGCUUGAUUCUUGGGACGUCUUGUUUGUUAAGCGUUUUUAUUUCAAUGUUUUUACCGGAAACAUUAAACGCCAAGCUGCCGGAGACAAUAGAAGAUGCUAAAGUGUUUGGAAGUAAAAGUACUCAUUUUUCAAAAGUUCCUUGUCAAAUAACACGAGCUGAACAUUUUAGUUAAAUUAUUUUUUAUUGUAAAAUUUAUUUUUUAUAUAAUAGACGAUGUUUUUUUA